Molecule: messenger RNA, 339 nt
Organism: Eruca vesicaria subsp. sativa (arugula)
Lineage: Eukaryota; Viridiplantae; Streptophyta; Magnoliopsida; Brassicales; Brassicaceae
Source: the annotation of a GenBank genome assembly
AUGCGUACAACUCCAAGAGCUGGAUGGGGUAAAAGAGAUGUGAAAAAUCCAGAAUCAAUAGCGGAUCACACGUAUCGGAUGGGUCUUAUGGCGCUUAUCUCUUCAGAUAUCCCCGGUGAGACAUUGCACCUUCUUGUUGACUCUCUAAAGAAGAGAAAAGUUGAAGAGAAAGUGAAGCACUUGAACACAAGUGCAAGAUCUUGGGUGGAGGAGAAAGAGGUUGGGCUCUCGUGUCUCAUCCUGAAACUAGCUGAAGAAAUAGCUGAGCUAGGAGAGAAUAUGAAGCAAACACGUCACCAGAAGCCAAAGUUGUUAAAGAUUUCGAUAAGCUUGAGUUGA